Oryzias latipes (Japanese medaka) is the source of this 1612-nucleotide messenger RNA. RefSeq names its product thiamin pyrophosphokinase 2 (gene tpk2). Gene Ontology annotation, molecular function: 8-oxo-dGDP phosphatase activity. NCBI's taxonomy places the organism in Eukaryota, Metazoa, Chordata, Actinopteri, Beloniformes, Adrianichthyidae. The record is from RefSeq and is a predicted model, not a curated record.
AUCAGCGGCGUUGUGCUCCUCUCAGGCUGUGCGUAAACCUUGGCUGUCGGUGCGCUACAGGCCGACAUGGCUGCAGCGUCCUGGUCUGAGCGGGUUCUCCAUCUGCUCAACCGAAUGAACAACUUUUACUCUACAGGCUCCUGCCGGGCCAGCUGCCUCAGGUUUGAGGUGGACGGCGCGCAGGUUGGCUGGAUUCGACCCCACGUCGCGUCGCUCCUGUCGCGGUACCCGCAGGUGUUUACCGCGCCGCGCGGGGGCGCUGUGUCCCUGUGCCAGAGUCUGGACUCGUAUGAGGGCAGGUCGGAGGCUGUGCACGAGGUCCUGCUGGCCCUCAGGCAGGAGGACUCUCUGACCUGCCUCAGAGGAUGGAGGGAUGAGAGGUACAGCGUGAUGCCCAGAUUCUCGGACCCCCCAGUGAUGUGGAUGGAACGAGCAGCUACCAGUCUUUUUGGGGUGAAACGAUAUGGGGUGCACUUGAACGCGUACACCGUCAGUGACGGCGGAGAAGUCAGCAUGUGGCUGGCACGGCGCUCCAGCACCAAGCAGACGUACCCUGGACUGCUGGACAACAUGGCGGCUGGUGGACUGGCUGCAGGUGUCGGCAUCAAACACACUCUGGUGAAAGAGUGCCAGGAGGAAGCGUGUGUCCCAGUAGACACUGCCAUGACCGCUCGACCUGCAGCAACUGUCAGCUACACAUACGAGGAUGAAGAGGGGGUGUUCCCCGAGAGCCAGUUUGUCUUUGACCUGGAAGUUCCGGCUGGGUUCAGACCCAGAGUUGGGGAUGGGGAAGUGCAAGAUUUCUAUCUGCUGCCAAUAGAAAAGGUGAAGGAGCUGCUGGCAACGGAUGACUUCAAACCCAACUCUGCCAUGGUGGUGUUAGACUUCCUCAUCCGACACUCGUUGGUGGAGCCGGAUACAGAGCCGCAUUAUCAGGAGUUUGUGGCAGGACUCCAUCAAACCCUGUAGAGCGAAGGACCGGACACUUCUGCGUCUGUUGACGUGCCGUCGAGCAGCAUGCAAGAAGUUGAACCAGAGAACCUAAUGAAAACAAUAUUUAUGCCACUAAAAUUAGAAAUAAAGUCAUGGGUUUGAAGUAAAAACUUCCUACACUCCAUAAAAAUGAUCAGUUUAGUAUAAAAGUUUAGAAUUAAAAAGUGCCACGUUUGUUUGAUAAAUCCUGUCAGGGUUUUCCGAAUCGCCUUCUUUGGUUCCAAAAUAAUUCUUUGCAUUUGUGGCCUUUGUUAAAAAUAUUGGGUUAUUUCACGCAACCAUUUUCAGAUAUGUUCUCUUUUAUCUCUUUCAUUUAAUCUCAAUUCUCAACUGAGCUCAGCUUUACGAAUAUUCUAUAAACCAGCCAAUCACAGACAAGCGGUUUCCUGCUGAUUGGUCUGGAUUCAUCCAAUCAAGUGUCCCUUCCUCGACUUGGAUUCAGUCUCUGGAUACAGAACGAUUCUGUUCAACCAGGACUCUGAGACCUUCAACCAUUCUGGCCUGUUUUUCUCUAACCAGAACCCGGCAGGAAGGAGCUGCUUUGGUAUGCAUGUCCCUGUUUGUAUGAUUUGAUUAAAUCAACUAUAGCUUUUAAAUAAAACCUCAAUAUAAACAAAUA